AUGUUGAUUGAAAACAACAGUACAGUCAACCAGAGCUCAGUAAGUAUAUCAAUGAGCGUUAUUAGAUUUGCCUUUCUAAUUUUAUUGCGCUUUGUGUUUACGACUACACACUAAAUAUCUGUGAUGGUCGUCAAUUAUCGAAAUUCGGUCGAACAUUUUGAAUGCGACUGUGAGUAUAGAAUCGAAUCGAAUGAUCUUUUUGGCCUUAGAAUAUCUCUUCUUCAUGCAAUAAACAAUAGAGCAGUAGUCUGUUUAUGAACUGACUAUCCAUUUUGGUUUUCAUGACGCGAUCGUUAAACUCGAGCUUCACUCCACACGUUUUAAUUUGCUGAAUCUGGACUCAUUAUGAUUUUCAAGUUUCCUUGACCUCAGGUUGUGGCAGGCUAAAUGAUAAAAAAUGAAGCGAGUAUGAGAAUCGUUUUAAUUACAACUCCUCAUAUUCUGCGAAACUGGCAGUCUAUAUACCCUGACUAAAUAGAGACACUAGGUAAAAUAGACCGCUUGACCAUUUUACCCUAAUUAAGUUUGUCAGACGUUUAAACCAAAUCAUGAUUUCCUUCGUCUCUUAACAAACAAUUCUUGCUUAAGUCUGUUUUUAACUGUCGUUUUAAACCGCGCCAUAUACGUGACCUGGGAUUUUAAAUAUUUACGAAAACCUCGAAUUCAAUGUCAAGAUAUGUGCUAUUAUUUAUAACAAGGCCCUUAUUUGGAGCAAACUGCCACAAACGUUUUUACAUUAACGCGAUUGCGAAUAAUCCUUUUUUCUAAAAAAAUGAGUGUAAUCUUCUAGGAAACAUUCUAGGUGAACAAGAAAUUGUCCUUUAAUUUUUCGUUUCUCCAAAUACACGUCACAAUUUUUCAUAUCGAGAAGACUGUUAAAUGUGGAGGAGACUGAAAUGGCCAUAUUGGGUUUAUUUGCCAUCGUCAUCCACAAACCCAUGUUUGCAGGAUGCUUGAUUGACUGAGCCCUUUAAAGUCCAGCGUCCCACCAUUGAGACACGGCCUUAAUAAUAGCUAAACUAAUAAAACUUAAGACAUUAUUUUCAAACUUCCGUGCGAUAUAUUUUUAUCUGCUUGUUGUUUAUUUGCGCGCCUACCUUGUAAACCUCCACCGAACAGUCGUCUUCACUACUGCAGUUUUAACGAGUACUGAUUUUUUUUGACUCGGACGUCAUCGCAAACGCUUCUUUAGCGCCCUAAAACAGCAGAAAUUCGAGGAAGAAAAUCAUAACCCUCAUGUACUUUUGCAGUUUCGAACGACUCAACAAACGUUUCAUACUGUCAUGCAAGACAACACUUGAGUCAAACGGUUACAUAAUUAGGAAUUAAGCAGUCUCUUGCUAUUUCGCAACCACAAGUGUUAUUUCACUUAUUAUGAAAUAAGAACACUGGCUUCGAUUUCAACAAGCACACAGAACGUUGUCUUUACCUGCUUCACCAUUUAAACUGCUUUUGUUCGCAGUUCCAAAUUUCAGUUAUCACCUGCAGCCAUAUGGCACUAGACUCUUACAGUCAGUAUGCCAGUAGAUACGUCACUUACCUAUGAAAGCGUAAUACCCAUACAAUAACUUAAUUUGAACUAUUUAUGGAAUAAAUUAAUUCACAGAAAAUAGGACAACAGAGAGAUAUCAGUUAACGUGCCACAGUCCAAAAAGCGCUUCGACUAACAGGCAAUAAGAACACAUACGUUACACCGCGCACCACUCUGGGCAGAGUGGUACCCUCCUAAUGACCAACCUAAACAAAUCUGUUUACUCAGGCCAUAUAGGAAAAAAUUGUAGCCACUUCAAGAUUGACUUAAAAGACAUUUUUCAAUCAAAGAAGCACUGCACAUUUAAAGUCCAUUUGCCUUGAUAAGUGGAUAAAUUCGCUCACAGAUGCGUCCUAUGCUUUCCGGAAUAGUCGUGACCACUAGUGUAAAGGCGAGGAGGCCAGGGUUCGCCUAGCUUCCAUCUAAGCACUUUUAUUGAAGGAGCUAUGAGGUGAUAGGGAUAGUUUAUGAUUCGAUUUCAUUGAAUAGGAUCGAAAAUACGUCCUGCUUAGCUGUCUUUCUGAAAUUUACUUUAAGCUGAGUCAAAAGAAUACGUAAAUCACGUUCACUUUUUGCGACGGUGUUGUAUAUUCAUUAGUCCAAAUGAAUCUGAGUACAUUUUGCAAUCAAAUUACGCGCAAUGUGAAAUGCACGUAAGGUUUCUGUGAACGAUUUUUUAAAUACUUCAAGGUCACUGGACGAACGCCGCUAAUGGAGGCGUGUGCGUCUGGAAGAGGAGUCGUAGAGACUGUUUUGGCGAAACGGGGGGCGGAUGUGAGUGCUGUCGACAUAAAUGGAACAACUGCGGCUCAUGAAGCAGCAGCCCAUGGGAACUAUCGUUCACUGUUCCUUCUUAACGGCCUUGGAGCUAACAUGAAUGCUGUAGGUUAUAUCUCCUGAUGCUAUAUUUUGUUUUGAUUUAUCCCCACAUUUUACUGCAGCAAGCUUACUGGGAAUCUUUACCAAAACAGUAUAAAGUAGGUCUGCAAAUCCGAUAAGAGACUCCAUGUACAACUGACGACCCUGCCUGAAAAGUAACGACUUUGCUGUCCAGCAACCUGUCUAGACUUCUUAGAUGCUUUUCAUCGCGUGCAAAUAGAGUUGUCUGUUAGUUUUUCCCAGGGACCAUUCUUCCAUUAAAUUGAUAGAACUGUAACAGGGUUUUGGAAUUAAACCAAAUUCCUUGUUGGUGGUUACGGUAGCUAAUAGGUUUCCGAGAGAGCCGACCACUUCGAACUUGCUAAGGCAGAGGAUUUUUGUAUUCUUACUCAGCAGAAGACAUUCGUCCCCUCUUGACCUUCAGCCCACCAAGGCGUGACCUAAAAUGAAGGAGUUAAUUACCGAAAUUUUCUAAUCUGAAUGUCGUAGUAUUUAGUCAGCACUGUUUUAGUUCGCGGAGGGCAAUAUAGAUGUGCUAUCGGGCGUUAAUGCAAAGUACGCGUUGGCGAUGUGUGCUGUCGCACAUUCCUCAUUUACUGUCCUUCAACUUAAGCGUGUCGACGUGCGUUUUAUUUCUCCCGCCUUCACGGACAGAUGAAACUCCUAACUCCAAUCCCUCAAAAUUAUAUCAAACUAGAACUGACGGCUGUUCCUGCGGGUAGCAUACCUCCUUUCACUUAUCAAUUCAUCCAGAGUUGGCCUUUGGAAACUCAAUUCGCUUUCAAGUUAUUGAUAUUUGGCCAUAUCUUAGAGCAGACGAUCUCGCUGCAUCUUGGAGCGAACUUUUUUUUAUAAAUAAACCGUUAUAAAGGUUUCAUCUGAAGGUCCUGUUCUGGCGGCCAAAAUCAUUAUGUGGGUAAACUGUACGAAGGAGAAAUUAACCAACCAAAAGUACCUUUUGUUAAAACUACCUUUUAAAUCAAUCAACGUUUUUUCUUGGAAGUUUGUUUGGAUUCAUCUACGCCUCCCCGACUUUUGCCCCGAGCGAAACAAUAAGAUGGUCGAGAGAUUCAUCUUUCGUGCUUUCGUUUUGUCAGUAUCCGGUAUAAAAGAGACGAAGCUGCCAUUUAGUCAGCAUAAACGUGGUUGGCAUAUUCCGUAUGAAUUGCAUUACUUGAAUUGGCUCACGAAGCUUAUUCGUGCUUAACGGCGAAUUUUAGUUUCUAAUUCAUUUUCCUUAGGCGUAGGCCGAUUUACUGGAGUGAACAUUUCCAAAAUAUCGGUGCAACAAAUUUUCUACUUUCCUUUUCCCUUCACAUCGCCGAUACUUCAACAUGGCAAACGACGAUGUCCACCGUGUGCCAUCCAGCAGGGUGAACGCACUGACGAUGAUUUGCGUGUGGACUGGUUUGUAUAAAAGCUAUUUGCGGACUUGCGCUGCGUCUAGCGCACCCUUCCGCUCUCACAUCCACCCGAGUCUGGUGCCAAAACGGAGUCAAGAAAUCCAGAGGCGGGAUCUGGCAAAAAUGGCUAGUGUGGCAGGAACCCACACCCAAGCUUGUCACCAAGAAUUUACACAAGAAGGGCUGGGCACCUUGAGAGUGAUAAAAAGACCACUUUAAGAUGGAGUCACUGCAGCCUGAUUCUCUACCCUGGGAGAACGACCGAGCUAUUUUGUUAGUUAGCAGCCUUCAAAGUCACGACUUUUAGCGUACCGUGAUAGGUUCAAGUGGGUCAGAUGAUUUAUAGCGAGGAAUGUGAGCUGAGAAAGUCGACCCCACCCUCUCUUUCCCACUCAGAGGUAGCAGCCCACUCUCCGAGCCGGUCAUUCAAGUGAUGAGGGAAUAGGGCACAGUAGUUUACAUAGCUAAAUACAGCCCUGGUCCCUCACACAACACACCAGAUUUCACACAACGGGGUGGGUUGUUCGGAUCUCACAUUCGUUAGAGGACUGUUAGGAGCACAUGGAGAGGGAGCCGAAGAAGAGGCUUUUUACUUACUUGGCCUUUACCUAUUACGUGAGACGCGUUUGUGUGUCGCGUAUAGGUUGUGGUAUGUGUGGCGAUGUCGUUUGUUCUGCGGCGGCUUACCGUAGAUUUUCAUGGAGUUACUUGUGUCCGAGUAGGCCCAUGGGGUGACCAGAUGGGCGUGGGCAGUAUGGGUAGUUGAGGAGGAUGCGAUGGGUGAAUGGUUUGGCUUCAGACAGUGGUACGCCGGUUUCAGUGCGAUGGAUACGCAAAUGGCUUACCAGGCCGAUGCAUGGUGAGAAGUGCGACCGUAACAACGGCAGGUUAAGAUCGAGUCCGCAUUGGUGGUGGUGGUGAUGGUGGUGAGGGUGUAGUUGACAGGGCGUUAAAGACGUUAAAUGCUAUUUUUCUACGAGUGCCAUAGGACUGUGCCGCGACAGAACCAUCAGACUCCAAUUCGACCAUUCAGAUGCGAAUCGUUUACAAGUCGUCUUAGUGAACAUUUUAUUUAGGAAAACGUCUUGAUUACUUUACUUCUGAACGUACAUUUUACGAAAAGCUACCUUCUGGUAGCCGACAUGUAUCUUAGAUCCUGGAAAUACUUAUAGUAACUUUUUUUCAAAGAAAGAUUAAUAAAUACCUUGCACCACAUAAAAUAACAUAUUUUGCGAAUCCUUAUGAGUCAAGGUCUUAUAUACCUUACGCAGAGUGUGCAUUAAAGUAGGAUCCUAGGCCACCAGCUUUUAAACUUUACUUCCUUGACGACACAUAUACCUGAUAUUCAGUACUAACACCUUCAUUUAAUCUGACAUUUGCUAUUAAACUUGACCGAAGAACAAGUCAUGUACGUGAAAUUUUUAGCGGUUCGUAAUCAUAACGUACGGCGAUGGUUUUCAAUGCAGCCUACUUGAGGUGGGGAAAGCCUUACAUCUAGAAUAAAGGUGUGAGGGUAUUGAGAAGAAUGAAUCCCCGUAAAAAAAACUAAGUUGGACAGUUACAUAGCAUCGAUAUCCACUUGAAAUAAAUGGUAGAUGGCCACGGCCUAAAAUCUUUUAAAUUCCCCUUAAUGGUGCUGGAUUUUGCUAAGCGCUUGAAUUUUCAGUAGAAAAUUGCGACUCUGUGUUGGCUUCAUGAUUGAAAUGCUUAAACGCAGUCACUACGUGCCUGUAUUCUUGGCAUAGUUUGAUUAAAUGAAUGCAUUUUUUGAAACUUAAAUGCCAUAUUUUUAAAAUGCAGUGCAUGCCAUUUUUUGACGCAUACAGGCAUUUAUUUUUUGGUAUGUAUAGAAGUGGGCAAAUUCAUCCUGAUUUGUAAUCGUCUGAACUUUCUGUCUGUGUCUAAACACAGAUGCUCCUGUUAUUUUAUUUUCUACACCUAUUAUUCUUCUAAAUUGGAAAAAAUAGGUUGAUACUGCAGGGAAUACUCCGUUUCAUCUGGCUGCUGCGGGAUACGCCGACUGCUGCAGGUUUCUUCGCCAACGAGGUAACUGAGUUUUGAGGUACUGAAGCGCAGUGAAACCGCAGCUAGUUUGGCACAGCUUUUUCAUAAAGGACGAAUUGUCAAACGAUUGCUUUCGUUAAUUUGCCAUCAUAGAUAGUCAACGUCAUUGGUCUAUGGGAGCUAAAAACCCGUAGAGAGUAUGGAACUGGUUGGGUCUGCAGCGGUGUCAGUAUGGAAGAAUUACGCUGACCUCGGUUUGGCAUACGCUGGCUCUUCGUAGACUAACAACCUGUAGGGCUUUUUUCAGCUCUCAAAGAACAUUGCUUUCGGCGAGUGUGGCUUUUUCUUCACUCGGCACAAAAAUGCGUUGAAGUCAAAGGAACUCCACGGACUAGUAAAACGGUUUUCCUGAAGAAAGCAAAUUGUUUGUCGCCAUCUAUGAACUUUUGUUUCUUAGGCACUGAGUGUGUGCUCAGAUGAUUUGAACAUAUAUGUGAAAAAUCCAAUCCUCCUGAGUGCCUGCUGACCCGUCUUUUACAACAUCAUAUUAUCUGGUUUAAUAGUAUGAUGAUACAUGCUACGGUUUCUAUCAAAAUGAAACCUGCCUCUUCUGAAGCCUUUGUAUACCUUAGCCCAACCUCAUAUAAGGAUGACAAAUCGCGCAAGUUAGGAUAGUGGAAAAAUGACUGCCUAAGUCCGCGUCUCGCCAACAUCUAGAGAGAAGUCUUUUAAAGUAACAAACAUUUUUCGGAAAAAUAGCUGACCCUAAAUUCCAUCUAAUAUGGUUCCAUAUCUGUCCCCUGGGAUCACUGUUUCGAGGAAUCUCCCGCUUUAUUCGUUCAAGUGAUCUUGACAUCUGUACACUUGUCUCGAAUUGUCUUUUUCAAACAAGGUUGCGAUCCAAAAAUUAAGAAUUCCAAAGGAGAUACACCACGCGUCAUAGCCCGGAAAUUUGGAACGAAGGCUUGUCGCAUUGAAAUCGCCCGAGCAGAGAAGACUUAUGGAAACGUCGAAGAGGAGGGUACGGAGCCCUGGGCCCUGCGACUCUAUGACUGGGCAGACGCAUUCUCUGAAGAACUUCUCCAGAGGUCUGUAAAUAACUCUCUGCAACGGAGCUUUAGUCUUAAAUCCACCACUGUCUCUAAAACCUAAGUUUAUGGUGAAUGCGCUUUCUGUCGUCAGUUAUUUUAACAAGAGACACGAGUACCUCUGGAGUUUUCGGGCAGUUUUAUGAGGAGAUUUAAAGAGAAAUCACAAUAUUUUCGCUGCUACUUGACGUGGAUGUGCGGUCUCUAAGCUCCUCGGCGAGUCCUUCCAGCUUUCUCUGGGGCGCGGUUUGCUAAUACCGACUGCAGUACAACCCGGGAACUCGUAGCUACUUAAGAGCCUGGCGCUUGUCGAACUACGUCGCAGUCGGUCUAGUAAGUGUCCAUGGUUCACAGACUACCCUGAAAAGGGAUGGGCAAUUUCCUUCUCCCAGCAACUUGUACCAUCUGGAUUUCCGCGGAUGCACAAUAUUUGCCCCAAAUCAAAGUUAACUUACACAUGUUCAAGUUCGAAAGAACAUGUAAUCCGUCUGCCCUUUAAUAUGAAUUUGACAAAAGACACCACGAAUAUCGAAUAUUAUCAUUUAAAAGUCAUACAGCAAAUACUUUCCCUCGAAAGCAAAUGCAAACUAUCAUCUUUAGAAAUAAUUUUGUUCACGUCGGCCAAACCCCUCCCUAUUUCCCGAGUAUUUUGAUUACCAAUGCGUUUGAAGUAAAGAAGAUAUUCUCAGUUGGCAGGCACCUCUAUAAACCCAGGCUGCAAAAGUUGCUGACUCCUCCUAAUUGUCCGAUUUUAAAAAUCAUAAUAUUUAGGGAAAUCUGAACGAUGCUAGUUAAUUUUCGGACUCCUGUCAUUCACCAGUUACCGUUUUACGAUUAAUGUGCGGAAAAACUGAUAGAGAGCUUUACCAGCAGAUACCGGGAUUUCCUAAGACCGUGUAGCUUUUACGUACUCGCGAGUCCUACUACUGAAAACUAUUGUCGUUUGAAUAUUGGUUUCACAUAUAAGCUUGCCCGAAUUUGGCAUCACUACGGUCCGUUACGCAGUCUUCAAUGAUUUUACAUAGAGUGUUAUCAUUAUUGCAUUAGCCCUUUCGUUCGGGUUUUACCUUUAAUCCUGCGAGAGUAGAAUAUACAAUAUAAUUGGGAAAAGUUGCGUCUACCAUACCGAAACUCUCUUACUGGAUUCACCACGCAACAAUAUAAUGCUUGCCCCAACUUCACGUGAAGCCUAUUAGAAAUAUGAAACUUGCAUUUGUUUUGUAAAGCAGCGCUAGAUGUUAUACUGUUUAAAGUUUAAGAUGAACAUUGUUAAAAGUUAGUGAUCAGUAAGGCUUUCUUAACGAAACCGGGUGUCUUGUGUUUCGAUACGUGGUUUUUGAAGUUUUUCGUGACUUAAUAUAAAGGAAAAACUGGAAUCUUACACUAAGACUCAAGAGCCCUUAUUCUCUUUUAUUUGCCUAUAUAAUUUCAUAGGCACUAUGGCAGAUUUCAAAUAAUUCACUUUGACCCAAUUCUGAAAAACUCGGUGCCUCGGUGGGAUUCGAAUCUGCCAUAACACCUACGAAUUACGUGAACCUGAUAUUCCUCUGGUGGAUUCUAGAUGCAUUACUUAGGAAAUCCUACUUGGGCAGUCAGUUUACUGUAUCGGAUUUGAUGGUAUCGGACGUUGCAGUAAGAUGGACGGGUAAAUUUCACCCAAGUGGGAUAAGACUCACGUCGUCCGGUGGAGCCUCGUAUCUGAGAUAGUUAGAGCAUUGCCUGUACUAAGGCCUUCCCCCGCUGUCGUGGGUUCGAAUUCCACCGAGACACCGAGUUCUUUACAGUUGGGUCAUAAUAAUUUCCUCUGAGCAUAUUUCAGUAUGGCCAUUUUCUCGAGUUUAAUUUUUGAUUUGAAUCGAUAAAACACCUUCCUCAUUACCUGAUUAAAAUGAAUGUUUCGAAACGUCUUUCCAUAUCUGCGCCUUAGCUGGAAUCUCUUAGCAAAGGAGAUAACUGAAUAACUGCCUAGGUCAUCCUAUGGUUUUGGAGCGUGCGCAGGUUCGCUCGUUCAGAUUAUCGAUACUAUCACCGUUUUCAUUCAUGAUACGCGCCAAGUUCCAUCGUCAAUGCUGAAAGCAAAUAACAUAUUUUACGGGCACACUACGUAGGUGGUGCAGACUUCGAUUUGCGGAUAUUUUUUCCUUUGGGAUUAUUUAUGCACAAGUUAGACCAUUAGAGCACACUCCUUGCGCUAAAAAUAGAACAGAUCGAAAUAACAAGUAGUAAGAAGGUUUGUGGAAAAUUGUUUGCCUUAUUCUCUAGUAGACUAGUCGUGGAUGCUUUGUAAAAACCAACAACAGAAUUGAUAAACGUUAAGCGUCUGCCGCUUUUCGAGGUACAGCAUGUGCCGGGGAGUCUAAUAGAACUUACUUUUGUGUUCUGUUGUGAUAGAAAGUCCUCAGUUAUGAAGGGAACGACAAAGAUGGCGAUUGCAAUAGAAAGGAGUUAUUUUAAAGUUUAUUGGGCAGUAUGUGCUUUAAUAAAUUGCACUUUCUUGCUUAAAGUUUAGAAUUCUAACCAAAACCGCGUUAACUGCGGCAUAGGAUAUAGACACUUUCAGUAGGCUGCCUCCCUUUGAAGGUUCAAAUUUCAAGCCUGAGCAAAUUUUCUCUGUCUAUUUGCCACUUAGGAUACAGUUUAUCGUUGUAAUGCAAGCAAAAUGGGAUAAUGCAGAACUAAGACGUGUGUAGUGGCAGCUGAAAGUACAAUAAUAAUAUUAUACGACCAUUGGAAAUCUGACUUUCAUGUCUUCAAAUAAAAAAAGCUACGAGAAAUUCUCUGCUCUUGCAGCAGCCAUCCGAGUAGUUCAAGCUUAAAAAACUGUAAGAGACCUACUAAUGGAAAGCAGUCAUAGGAAAGGAAGCAGGUGAAGAGUUGAAUAUGAAAUGACUCAAAAUAAUCCCAAACCGGUUUUCCAUGUGCUAACUGCUUUAUGCCUGAGUUUACUAGUGUAUAAAACGUCAAGACUGUGUUUAUUUGAGAAUGUCUGUCUGACGAAGAAUACCCUAUGGAUAUUUUUGCAUCUGUCAGCCGGAAACCGCAUGAAAUGAAACUUAAGCAAUCUAGUUUUAUUGGAAGAGAUGUCCUGAAUCUCUACGUCGUAGGGAGAGGCUAAUCAAAACUAACGGGGAGCGUUCUCAGUAUCAUUUCCGAAAUUGUCUGCUUUUAUGCACGAAAAUCUCUAUAUCCUUCUUAAUUAUCUACGCAUUCCUUCAUCCUCCUCCGAAGUUCUCACUUUUACUCCCAAGAACUAAAGAAAAUGAGCCGAUUUAUAUGACCGCUAUAUAGACAAAUUUACACAAGGCACAGAGGAACCUAGUUAAGAGGCUAAUCCUCGGGACUCGGCGUACUUUCGAAAUAGGCCAACUGAAUCCUGUCGCAGAAAAUCCGAAGUUAUUCUAUGAUUAUAUAGGAAGAAGCCCACGAAACAGAGACCCAAUCCCGUUGUUGAAAGGCAGAGGGAAGGCAGAACACCUCUCACAAUUUUUAAGUCCAUCUUUACGAAGGAAAGCGCGUUUCUUCCUCCCGACUGCGACAUAGUGAACGGGCCAACGAUUAAGUAUGUCUCUUUCGCCGAAUUUAUUGUUCGCAAACAACUGUUGACGCUGAAUGAGUCUAAAUCACCCGGGCCGGAUGACAUACCGCCCAAAUUGUUGAAGGAGCUCGCUGGAGAACUAUUUAAAACGCUCUCCAUGCUUUUCCAAGCUUCGUUCGAAUCAGUCUAUUUGUCCGCCGAUUGGAAAUCUGCUCGGAUCACGCCAGUUUAUAAAUGCGGCAGCAAGAUCGUAACAAACAACUACAGACCAGUCAGCCAUACUUCAAUUUGCUGCAAAAUUAUGGAAAAAUAAUUAAGCGAGAAAUUUUGCACUUCCAAGAAGAGUAUAAUCUGCUAUGCGAUGCCCAGCACGGAUUUCGUAGAGGCAGAUCAUGCGUGACAAACCUACUUUAUUGUUUAGAUCGCUGGAUCCGGGCAGUCGAUGGCGGCAAUGCAGUGCACGCAGUCUGCGUAGACUUUAAAACAGCAUUCGACAGUGUACCACAUCAGCGUCUCCUGUACAAAUUAAGCCGAACAGGUAUUAGGGUCUCCUAAGGUGGAUCCAAAGCUUCUUGAUCGGUCGCUCCCAAAUCGUCCGCGUCGGUUACAGGCGGUCAGCGGAGGUAGCGGUUGAAAGCGGUGUUCCUCAAGGCUCCAUCCUUGGCCCUACCCUAUUCAUUAUAUACGUCAACGACUGCGUCAGUGAAGUGAAUUAUGAUGUCGCCAUAUUCGCUGAUGAUGUUAAACUUUGGAGCGUCACCCGAACUGAAUUUGACGAAGAACGCUCGCAGGCAGACCUGACCCGACACGAGAAAUGGUCGCAAGACUGGCUUUUGCCGUUUAAUGUGACUAAGUGCAAUGUCUUGAAAGUCGGCAAGACCCGAUCUCUGAGCCGGAAGGUUCACCACCUAAAUGGCUUACCAUUGUAGGAGGUAGACGCCCAGAAAGACUUGGGUGUGUGGGUAACAGCUUCUUUAAAACCGUCGCUGCACUGCACCAAGGCAGCUAAGUCCGCGAUGUCAGUCCUUUAUCUCGUCAAGAGAGCUUUCUCUACCUUCGAUGAGGACUGCAUCCUUAAAGUCUUUCGGACAUGUGUACGGCCACAGCCAGAGUUCGCUAUUCAGGCGUGAAAACCCUGGACCUCUAAAGAUCUCAACAUCUUUGAGAAAGUUCAAAUGCGAGCAACCAAACUCGUAAGAGGACAGGGUUCACUACCCUGUGAAGCACGCCUAUCCAAUAUCGGCCUUUUUCCACUGAGUUAGAGACAGCUAAGAGGCGACCUUAUACAAACAUUCCGUAUAAUGCGCGACCAGAACUGCUGUCUCUUACCUGCUGAUUUCUUUGAGUUAGCAACCACAACGAACCUCCGAGGUCAUCCACUUAAAUUACGUGUGACUGGCGCCAGGCUGGACAUUGGGUAGUUCUUCUUUUCAAACAGAAUGAUCGAGGCUUUGAAUGCUCUGCCUGCAGAUGUCGUCAUGUCCACCUCCGUCGAGGCUUUUAAGCGCCAGUUGGAGCAGUGUACCACCAAACGUCAUAAUGUCACUGACCGACAUUGUCUUAGUAUCUCGUUCGAACAAUUUAUCAACGUCGUUAUAUUACUGCCCUAUUUCAGUAACGUUUGUUUUUUAUUAUUGUUCCGUGCCUGUUGAAUGUGAAUGUUGGCAUUCAAUUCGUCUCUCUCAGAAACUGAGAUAGCACCAAUUAUCCAUAGACAGACUACUGUACAGCGCAGUUAGUAACGCUGUUUUUAACACUUGGAACAAUUCGUUUAUCUGUCUCGUUUCGAAAACUUUGCCAAUCUGAAGAAAAUUUCCAGCUGUUCAAUGUUUCCAUUUUCAUAUUUUUGAUAUAGCUCGCUUCCUUGUGGCAAAUAGGGCGUUCAAAGGUUCAAAACCUAUAUUUCCCUCAAAUAAACUGAAAAUGAAACCGAAACAUUUGCAUUGCAUUGGAUUCACAACUGCAAUGCAAACCGUGUACAGUUUCUAUGCGACCACUAAGUAGAGGAAUGGUGCGACAGAAGGUUUCCGAUUCAGUUAUAUUUUCUAGAUGUUUGACAACCUCAACCAUAAUCCAUUGGCAAAACUAGUUUGGUCUAGUUCAUCAGAUCAAAGUUAAGUGUGUUCUUUGUGUUUGAAAAACCCCCUAAGAUCUCCGAACUUGUUGCUCUUGCAUAAUGUUGCAGGCAAAAUACAAUUUCACUUUUGUAAGAGCUUCAGUCGUUAGGACGACCAGCAUAACUCCUUAGUGGGAAGGAACUGAAGUUGUUGCCAUGGCAAAUACCAAACAGGCUCGAGAAUUCCCCGAAGCCUGGCACUGCACCAGGACCUGUAUAAAUUGCCAUGUCGGUCUGGAUGCUCAUUAAGACGGUCUGCGUGCUCGGCUCACUGACUUGAGCCUACGACGUAACAACAGUCGCUUAUCCAUACCGGGGCCAUGUAGAAUCUCACUAUUUUGCCAAACCCUCCCCCAGACACAGUUAACCGUAACUACAAGCCCUAGCAGCUCUACGCUGGCUCACUGACCUCUGCCCCCAUGUCGGAAGGACGACCACUAAGUGCACUGUCUGCAGUCCCAUCGAAUCGUCAUUCCCCCACCCUCCAACACAGGGAGAUGCAACAGCCCCCCUCCCCCGCCCUGGAUCCUAGCCUUAUUAUGAGCCCACCCCUUUCACACACUAGUCGCUUGCUUGUUAGUAGCUGCCCUGUCGCGCCAACCAAUUUAAUCUGACUAUUUUACCUCCUCCCCUGUUUAUUUCGUCUGACGACGGGUUGGUGUCACCAACUCAAAAAUUCAUGAGCACAACUGGACUUUUUCCGUCACAUAAGAAACUUUCGGCUGUCUUUGGAGGGCCAUAAUCGAAAUUCUCCUGUUAAUUAUAAUAAUUCAUUUUUUAAACACCAGCUGAUAAGGUUUGUCGAAAAGAUAACCUAGACAGGUAAAAAACUACUGACAGUUCGACUGUCGUUGCCGACUAUGUCCACCGCGUGCUCUACAGCAAGGCAAGAGCAGGGACAGUGACUUGUGAAUGAUCUACCGCACCCUCUCCUCCUCCCUCGCCUGGGCCAGGUGUCAAGACAGAGUCAAGAAGACAGAAGGUUUGGGAGGACGCAAAUGAACGGCACGGUUAAGCCCUACCUUGGCGCUCCACUCCACACCCCCUGGUACGCACAGCAAAUGACCAGGUUUUUGACCAACAACAAAAGGGUGGCUGGCACGGCCGCAACCGCAACUAGGCGUGUCGUCACACCUGGUUCGAAUCCCACAAAGUAGGAGUGUCAUAAAGGCCACAUUAAGAAGGAGCCAUUGCAGUCUGACUUUCAGUCCACUAGUCGGCCACUCCACACAAAGACACAUUGGAAUGACUGCGAGAUCCAAGUUAUCCCGUCAGUUGCCAACCUUCCAAGCCACGGCUUUUGGUGCACCAUGAUAGCUUAAAGCGCGUCAGAUUGUUUAUAAUGGGGAAAGUACACUGAGUCGUCGACCUCACUUUCCUUUCCCACUCCCAGGCCCCAGUCAAUGUCCGAGCCGGUCAGUUGACAGAUGCGAGACUGACAUAUCCAGUGGUCUUGUCUGCGCGCGCCACACGCACGACCGGGCCACCCCAAACACAAGCACUAGGGUUUCGCACAACGGGGCUUGGGCGGCACACAUCUUACGUGAGUGGGAGUGUCGUAGGUCACGUUAAAAAGGAGCCCUUUCAGCCUGGCUCUCAGCCCACCAGUCCGCCACUCCACACAAACACACAGACAACUAGGCAGACUGCGUGGACUGAUUUGGGGCGUCAGUCAAUAGUCUUCCAGGCCACGGACGCACCGUGAUAGCCUUAGACAAGAACCACACAUACAGCAAAGAAGCAACUUGGAGACGGAGCCGAGACGAACACUUCCCAUUUGCCUGGGAAGUACUAAUUGGAUGCUUGUGGUGGAUGAUGAUGUUGUGUGAUGCAGGUGAGGGAGGCUGUGAUUGUGUGGUGCAGUCGGCGGUUGUCUACCACAGGUUUUCGUGAAUACGCAUAUGACCCAAUAGGCUCAUGCGGUGGGUGAGUGGACGGCUACAGUGAGGGUGGCUGAGGCGGAUGCGGCGAGUGUAUGUUGGCUCUCCAGGCACUUGUUCGCCAGUCUCUGUGCGAUGGACUCGCAAGUGACCGACCAGGCCGAUGUGUGAAGUGAAGGUGCGGAGACAUGUAGAUAGGAGAAAUUGGCGGUGUCUGUGUCAGUUUCGGAGUUGAUGGCAGUGAUGGAGCUGCUGAAGGUGGACGCGCUGGGCAACGGGAGUGUAGGCUGAGCUAGGCAAGCUGUAUGUGCAAGAAGUGCUGAGUGUGGUGGAGUUGGUGCUGGUGGGUGUGCCUGACAGGGGGGUCUUAAUCAUAUACAAAAAACGUAAAUACUUGCAAGCGGAGCAAACGAAGAGUAGGCGUUCGAGCUAUCCCGGUGAACACCUCCUCUUCUUUUGAUAUGCCACCUACAAAUCGCCUUUUUAUAACUAUUGAAGCAGGCAGAGCUUUAUACACACAGCUAACGUCUGAAUUUGAGUAGAAGAAAACUGCAUGGUUACGAAAGUUGAAUGUGAAGGAGUCGACCUGUUUUACAAAUAUAUGACUUAUAUUUCUAUUAUAUAGGCAUAUUACCUGUUUGGCUCCGAAUUAAUUAAUUUCAUUUCGACCGUUUUAACAGCCGUCCUCGCUCCUCUGGUAAGAAGGCCUUAGAAGGCAGAUUAUACUUACCUACUGCCCAUCUUCGUUGCGGCGAACAAUAUUCGCUACUGAUUUUGCAAAACCCGCGGGAUUCUAAAAGUAGUUCAAAAUGUGCGAUUUGCUGCUUCGAACUCCCCGAGACCAACGAUCCGGCAAAUCUUCUAGAAUAAAUGCAACACCAAACCAGCAUACAAUGAAUUCUCCUCUCUGAUAUUUGUGAAUUUUUAUUUAAAGGAAAGUUUUACAAGCUCAAAUUUCGACUACAGGGAGGAACCCAAAGCAGACCAAGCAAAUCUGCCCUGUCUUUGAAAAUUCAGUUUAUCUGUGGAUCGGUGGGGUAGGAAAGUUUUAUGACAAGUGGACAGUUGAUUUCCUCUACCGCAUUUAGCCAAUAAAUAAAUCUCCUGCCAAUCAAAUAUGAGUAGUGCGGAGACCGAAAGAUAACUACAACCGCGGAUCAUUCGAAUGGGAACAAAAUAUGUCAUGUGUACGCAAUCUCUGCUGCCCAGUGGAACAGUGGUAGUACCCAAACUGAUCCUAUAGACCCAUGUUCAUGGAAUUCAUGUCACUGAUAGUUCACUUUGUGAUUACGGUAAUUACCUGAUCCAGAACGCUCCUCUGGUGGAGCUUGAUAACAUGAGAAACAGAUUUCGUGUUCAGAAAAUACUGACGGUCCGGCUACAGUGUUUGCUUCUAAAGUAUUGUGGUUCCCGGCUUCAUCCAGUUUAGUCUAUUUUUGAUACUUAUACUGCGAGUCGUCCCCGAUGGGCUUGGGCCAAAGAACCAGGCACCAUCGCAGCCUGUCAUUCAAUGACUCCAAUUAAACUGCUAAGUCGUUAUAUGCGACAGAAAGCCCAUACUAACUUGUGAGCACUGCACAAUUUUCGUUUGUUCUUACUGUUGUAUCAAUGAGACAAAAUAUGUCUCGUAAACAUCCUUUUGUGUUCUUCUUCCCUGUCUAACUCGUCUCGCAUAUCCCUCGCUCUUGUGCAUUUACAUCAUAUAUCUGCAAAGGGACAUUUUUGGGUUAGACUGCAGUUGGUAGCCAGGAUUAUGUAAGCGGAACUUGACCGAAAUCAUAAAACCCAACGCUAAACUUAACCCUGACCCUAAACUUAAUCCUAACCCUAACCUUAAACCUAACCCUAACCCUAACCCUAACCCUAACCCUAACCCUGACCCUAAACUUAAUCCUAACCCUAACCUUAAACCUAACCCUAAACUUAAACCCAACCUUAAACCUAACCCUUAUCCCAACCCUGAUCCUAACCUUAACCAUAACCUUAACCGUAACCCUAACGAGGACCUUAACCGUAGCCCGUAAACAUAGCCCUAACUCUAAAACCUGAUCGUAACCGUAAUACUGAAACCUAAUCGUAAAGUCUAACCUUAACCCGGAAACCUAACCUUGAAGUCCUAACCCCCACCCGAAAAUCAGAAAACCGUAAACUUGAACCUUAAUCCUAACCUCAGCCCUAAAACGGAUGCCAAAUGUUGUAGCCCUAACCGAGACAACCAUAACUCUAACCCUAAAACCAAACUGUAAUCGGAAACCAUAACCCUAACCUUAACACUGAAACCUGACCCUAAAACGCAAACCCUAACCCUGAAACUUAACCUAGUCGUAACCCUAACCCUCACUUAAACCUAGCAGCCUGACCGAAACGGUCGACCUGCCUUACUCAGUAGAAGUACACCUACUGAUAACAAGUCCCCUAGACAAGGCAAGCGCACCUACUGAUAACAAGUAAGUGUGUCGACAGUAUCAACGUAUAACGUCUGGCUAUCAACUGCGAUCUUACCCAUUUUUGUUGCAUCAACUCCCAGCCAACGCACAUUUAUGUGCUAACAGGAACAGUCCACUUUGAUGCUCUUCCUUUCCAGUUUGAGCAGCAUCGGGGUCCAAGUGGCUCUGCAGGCACAGGCAACUACGGAUGCGGCAGAAGCCUCGAUUUUAGAAAAUCAGCCGCCGCCGCCGCAGACGUCUUCCGCCACGCAGAAGAGAGAGGGCUUGCGGUCUGGGGGACAGUCGCUUACCUCUCGGAGCAGCGGCCGAAAACGUCUCAGGACAAGGACACCAUCCGCUGGCAAAACGGAGCCGGCCAAGUACAUACCUCAGCAGGACUUUAUCGACGUCCUCAAGUCUCUGGACGCGCCUGUUGAUAAGCAGGGCUUGCAGGGCAUCCUAAAACGCCUGGAUGUAGACGGCAUUCGGAUGAUCGAUUGGCAGUCCUUCUUGACGGGCAAGGACUACAUUAAGAAGGCCUAUCUCGCAUCUGCAUUUGGAGAGAGGAAGAAGAAGCAGAAGGGUCUGAAAGCAGGUGCCUGUCUACCGUUAGGUAUUUCAUACAAGAGGGUAAACCCAGCUGCAGUCAGCGUGUCCGUCCCUGUGGACGUUACUCUGCAGCUGCAUGGUGGUGGCCUUCGUGAUAUUUUCAGGUAGCAAAAUACGAAAUUAGAUAACCAUUCCGGACCACUUUGAGGAACGUUCAUCACUGAUGCUUAAACCAGAUGCUUAUACAACAAGCCUAAUGAGUAUUUUAACAUUCACUUUUUCUUACUGGCAGGUGAAAUAAUGGCCGCAUGCAAUUUUAAUUCGCUCUAGUAGCUCCGCCUUUGUAUUAACGAUUUUCGAUUUUCUUAAGUUUCGCUUUUCCCUACUAAAUAUGACAAUGGAUACUCACCCAAUAUUGGGCUAAAUAUGAUGAAAAUAUCUGAGGGAAGUUUUGCAUGCCGGAGACCAUCUUUGCUAUUACAAGCGCUGGGGCUUUAUCGAGAUAAAAACAUUGCCUAAAUUGGGCUUUCUGACCCUCGAAAAAUGUUCUACGCUCAAACGUUAGGGAGACAUAUUUCUGCAUCUCGCAUACGCGUUUGCUUGGAAAUUUUAAAAUGUGCUCUAAGUUCUCUUGUUAAACGAUGGCGUAAUCCCCUGAAUGAUAGAGUAUACGCGCGGCCCAGACAAGUGCAUUGAAGAAGACGGGAAAACAUUCUCCGGGGCCAGUUUUUUAUUUACUCGACGUUUCGAACACUCACGCGAACCCAUCGUCAAGGAAUGAAAGACUGUAUAACCCAUCGCAAAUUUAGCUUACCUCUGGAGGGCAAGACUUCCAGCUGCAUUACUGAUUUAUUCACAUAGCGCUUGAUAAGCGAUUGACGGAUCGAGUUGUCGAUUAAUCGAGAGUCAGAUGUGGUUAUGCAGCUCAACCUGAAGUGAACAGACCCCAUUCAUCUCUAAAACGGGACUGGUGGUAAUAGGGGUUUUUACAGGUGGGGACGGGGGACGCACAGGCGAUGAGGCCAAGUAGUUGUAUGCAAAAGAAAAGUUAGUGGGAAUGCGCGAUUGUACUUUGAGUGGUUGAGAACUAUUUGCUCUAACUCCUAACCUGGCCCCUAACUAUAAACCCACAUCCCAAACCCUAACGCUUAACCCUAACUCCUAACACUAACCCCUAACCCUAACCCUUAAACACAACCCCAAUAGUAUCGUCUCCAUCAGGUGGGGCUACCAAACCACAUCUUACCUAAUCGAGUCCUCAGUUUAGUGCCACGCUUCCUGCAGCAGGCGCGCAACUUGGUCGUCCGACUGGCCCAAUAUCCUCACGCACUCAAAGCCGUGCUCGGGCGAGGAGGCAUGAGCGGUUACCGAGGACAGUUUUUCCUUCCGUCUCACGUCGAGUGAAUACCCUCCAGAGCCAUGCCUAACACAAAACGCAAGACACUCUCAAAAACAGAAGACGAAGCACUCCGGGCUUUGAAAGCCGACAAAAGCAUCGUUACACUUUCGGCUGACAAAGGACGAGCAACCUGUUGAUUCUUUCAUGUUUCAUUAGCAAUGAAAAUUGUUCGGCAAACAUGACAGACUGGUAUACGGAGGACAAGAAGGUCGCUGUGGGAUUGAAUGACAGAAUAUUGUGGGUUUUACUUUCGGUUACCAAAGCAAAGAUAGUUUAUUUUGUCCAGCGUGCGAAUUUAACAUAAUGGCAAGUUAGCGUUUUCGGUUGCCUCGCAACUAAUGAUGGCUAGAUGUGAAAAUAUGUUUUUUUGCAUAUGUUAAAUGGCGUCUGUUUGCCACGCUAUCAGCCAUCCUUUACCCAAAAACAAUUAAGUCACAGUAUCAACAAGUACCCUUUUUAGACCAACAAACUUCUUAACGCUAUCGGUCUUAUUUGUUUUCUUAGAAUUUUCUCCUAUGCUGCUAACUUUUUUUGGAUAUUAAAUCUUCGCUCUGUCUAGACGCAACUUUAAUUAGUCAAUUACCCUGUGAUCUUUCCCAGGCCCUGGGCCAGGCGAAAAAGUUGAAACUGCCAGUACUAAACGUCGAAAAAUUGCUGCAAAAGCAUAAUUACAGCGAGAUGAAACCUAAUACCCUCUAUUUUAGGAAAAAGGACGAAAAUUCCCCUAGAUAUUAGUGUGAUGCCCGAGAGUUCGAUACCUCGCCCACCCGAUGGACGCCCACCCGUAAUGUUCAUUCCGAAGGCUGAGGCUCCUACCGACUUUUGUGAGUUAUAUAACUUUUGUCUGUAUUUUCAAUGACUCAGUCUCGAUUAACAUACCUUGUCAAGCAGGCGCGUUACACUCACUUGGAAUCUUGCUCGAUCCCAUUCUGUCCGUCACUAGUUGGGCUGUUGACGACAACGAACAUUGUACUAGGGGACGCAUGCUAUACAAAGAAUGCUUUCUAAGGUGCUGACACGCUAGAUGUAUACCUCUUUGUGAGGAGGAACACCGUUUUCCUACAGUUUAGACGGUUCCAAAAUGCUUGUGCUGGCCGUUGACCUAUGCACACGUUUCUAUUAAUUUACACCUAUCAGAACAUUAAACACCUUUUGCAAACUAUACAAGAGCUGUAUUGUCCUUUGUUUACGAUACGCCUAAAAGCCAACACUUUAAUGACUUUUUCCCCAUUAAAGUGCGUUUUGAUGGGGAGCAUCCGGCGGAAAACCCGUUUCAGAAUGAUUCCCUCUGGUAUGUUACGGCCAAACCAAUGCGGUACCUUUUACUGCACGAUGCCGUACUUAAUGAAGAUACACGUAAGUCAACGAGCAGGAUUUGUGGCUUUUUUGCCAGCCGAUUAGUGUUCACAACAGAAAAGCCAGUGAAGUGUGCAUGUGCAUACAGCUAGGUGUUUACCAGCAAAGACCGGCUUAUUUUCGGACAAAAGCACCCUAUGACGAACACUGUCUCUGGCGAAGCGAAUAACGUUUGUGUGUAAAGUCUUUAGAUAUGUGGAAAAUAUUUUUCUUUUGGACAUCACAACCUUAAGUUUGUCAACCUAAGUCAGUUGAAACCUUGCAAAGUUAAAUCGAGCGACUUUCUUUCCGCGAGAACGGAUGGUCUGAUGUCUUUUAUCUUAUUUCGUGCGAUUAGUGUUGUUAAGACGGCCAAAUUCAUUUCGUUGUGCCUAUCUAGAGAUAAAACAAGGACGGUUCGUUUCCUUGUCACUAUCAUGGUCAUCACAUAUGAAAACUCUGAUGUAAAAGCGCCAAAAUUAAAAGUUAAUUAAGGCUUUGUAAGGGGACAUACACAUGUUAUAUGAGGCAGUUCUUUUUAUUUUCUGAAAAUUAGUGUCAAAAACCCAUGCUCAUGUAUCCUUUUGCGAGCUCUCUUCAAGAAACGCUAAUACUGGGCCCGUAGCCAGAAGUUUGCCUAGUUCGUUAUUCAUCUGUUAUGAAGUCACUUCAUCCCAUUUCAAAUUUUCGUCGCUCAUUAUGACGAAGUUCAAAAAACGGUUUGUCCUUAUUCCCUCAAUUGUUUACUUUUUAAUAUUAGAUUUUUAGCCAUGCCUCUCUUUUAAAGAUUCCAUCAUAGAGGCCAUCCGCAGUGGGUAUCACGUUGACAUUCGUGACCAAUACUACAAGACACCCCUGAUGACCGCUGCUAGUGAUGGAAAUAUCAGAAUGACGAGACUGCUAAUCCAGUUGGGGUAUGUUGUUAUUUUUCCCAUAAUGCACUCCUUGCAUCGAAGCAGUAGUUAUUUUUAGGCAGAAUAACAUUACCGGCAAAGACACCGGGGACUGCAAUAACUAUUUCUGGCUUAUUAGCUGUCAUCAGGUUUUACAACCCCUGAGACCCGAUCGGUGAUCACCCCUCUACUAUAAUAGUUUUUUUAUUCACUAAGAUCGGGGUCGUAAUCGAAGAACUUUUCGGAAGUGUUUGGUCAACAGAACACUGCUAAACCCCUCUUUAUAAUGUCCACAUUAGUGCGACUACUAAUGAAACAAUGGAACAUCACAUAUAGUCAGUACCAAGUGACACGAAUUUCUGAACGUCCAAUUCCUAUCCACAAUAUCCGAUUUUGUUGGCAGAACUAUUUCAUCCAAGGUUGGGCACGGAAAUACGAACUUUUUCGUGUUAAAAGUGACCAUGCUCUAAAUUCUGGAGGGGUCAGCGGUAGAGUUAGAGUUAGUAAGGUUGGGGUCGGGGUUAGGGCCAACAAGGCCGUGAUGUUAGGGUCAGGAUUUGAAGUUGGGACACAGGAGUAGGUGCCCCUGUUCCGUGCCCGACUUCCCUUCCGUAAGGCUUUAUGGAGCUUCCGUCAGCAAAUCACCACUUUUCCUUGCCACGUUUCCACUAUUUAUUUAGGCACAAUACCUGCCUGUUUUUAGCGCAAAUGUGAACGCGCGAGACAACUUCUGGUGGACACCCCUGCACCAUGCUGCCCACUCUGGUAUGGUGGAUGUAGUGGAAUUACUUCUCUCACAGGGUGCUGAGGUCGAUGCUCGAGCGCUGAAUGGGGCAACACCGCUUUUCCGUGCGAUCGAAACCUCGCGUGCCGCAGUUGUCAACUUGCUCGUUAAUAGGGACGCAGAUAUUACCCUUGAAACGAAGCAAGGUGCGUUGACUUAACUUCCACUAUAUUAAUCCACGAAAAUUGAUUAGGUAGUCUCUCACGUACUAAAGACUGCAGAAAUUGAAAUACCAACAAAAAUUUGUCAACGUAAGCUAUAAAGUGUGCGCUUAUGAAUACAUUUAUCCACUGGUUAGUAAGAAAUCUACACCUCAGCUAAAAUGUGAAUCGUAAAGUCGGCAAGUGUACGGUGUGUAAUCCUCUGCGGUAGACCGCAGGUGGCUACGAACCUAAUGCCCGCCAGGGUUAUGCCUUCAGUGGAAAAUCUCUGGCCUUCAGGCAUUAAAGGAAAAGUCAGACGGAACCAUACUCAUAAGCCAAGUCCUGAAAUCUUAAUCCUAGCCUCCAUCCCAAAUUCAAACCACAACGCAAGCCUGAAAAUCAUAUUUCCAAGAAUAACCCAACUAAUCUCAAUUUUAACCGUUGUUAAAAACCUAACCUUAAGCCCAUAACGGGCACCUUUAAUAUAGAUGAUGCUGCUGAAGGUCUGAAUCAGCUUUCUGCAUUAUCCCUUUCGCGACCUACUGCCAGUCAAACCGUUAUGAAGCACCAAUUACCCAUGGGGUUACAUACCCUGCCCUUACCGUAAAGCCUUCUCUUAUCUUUGUUCGACGCCAACCAAAUUAUUCCGCCUUUAAGGCCUAACGGGAGUUCUGCUGGCAGAGAGGCAUGUUCAGGCGUGUGAGUAGUCGACUUUUCUGUUAGGUAAGGACUCCUCAUCCUCUGGCGUCUGAGAAAGUUGCCCGUUCCCAAGGUCGCAAGCUUCAGUUCUUUGCAUGAAGGUUUAAGGAGAAUAAAAAGGAUGAUGAGGAUGUGAAGGUAUAGUUUUUGUAAUACUCAGUAAGGCACGACCAGAAAUUCUCCUAACACAUUACUCAGAGGAGCAAACUGAUAAAUGGCCCUAGAUUAAACGAGACAUGAAAAAUCCAGACGGCCUCCGUGGUAAUACAAAGGUCUCUAUUUCGGAAUAAGAUGACAAGAAAUGGCGUGACCGAUUACUGAUUAACAAUUUCAAGGCAAGGAGACUGCCGCGUGUCACGCCAGAUUGGACGAAACGAAUUUUCAGUCACCAGACCGGAAAUGAGAAGCGAAGAAGAUUUACGAGAAUUCGAUUGGCAAAUUGCCUAACUGUUCUUAAACGUCAUUGGCAUAUAACACCAUCUUAAGGGGAAUGAAAGGAACCAACACUGGAUGGGGCAUAGUUAGGGCACGCCUUUAAAUUGGAAUUAGCUGUUUUCAUGAUGCAGGAAAAAUAACAUGGAAUCGUAGAUUAUAGGAAUGUGAAAAUGGCCAUCAAUAGAUUCCAGGCGUAGGAGCGCAAGUGGCCGCUCCAGUGCCUGGGUUUACAAAUUUUAUCAGAAGUGACUUCAGAGUAUCUGAGCAAUAUACUCAGGGGAACUAAACUACCUCAACAAAAGCGCAAGAAACACAGGAUUGAAAGAUGAUCCCAUUUUAUGCCAGCAUUUUCUCAUGCUCAUGCUGAGUCAUGAUACAGAGAUCCGCGAUAUCGGUGCACUUAAAGCACAGUUUAGUUUGAAAAUAGGUAUAAAGUUAACUUUUCGUAUUGCAUCUGACCGCAGUCAUUAGAAAAAUGUGGACUUUAGUUUGCAAGUUGCAAAAAUGUCCGUGUAGGUGGACGUUAUUGUGCAAACUACUCGACGGAGCGAGCCAAAAUGACUAGUUUUCGCCUAAAGUUAUCCGCCUUAACUGUGAAACCUAGAUCUUUUAAUGACUCUAUCGCAUACAUGAUGGCCAGUUAAGAUGUUAACCGCUUCCACGGCGUCAUCUGAUUUCAGCUUUUUUCAACACAGGUUUUAUACCUCCAGUCCUCUCUUUACUUGAAUUCACGCACUAUUUUAUCGGUGUCUGAAUUUACAAGACAGGUAGGAAAAUAGUAACUUGUAAAAUUCUACGCAGAUCAGUAGAGGCAAAUGACAAAUGGUUAGUUAUAUUUAAUCAGACGUUGGGUAACUGUCUAGACUUACCAGCCAUCAAUUACAGUUCAUUUCGGACUUCACAUUUCCCUACCCCACACAUGAACCCUUUUACAAAUGGUCAUACAAAAUGAGCCACUCAGUCGAUUUCAAACUCACAGACAGAUGCGCAUUAGACUGACGUGAAUUUAUCGAAAACUCAUGUUCUUAGAGCUGUAGUCUGAGUCAAUUACCUGCAAAUUUUCGCCAACCUCAAAUAGCCGAAUGCAUAAGUUUGUUUUCAAUUUACGAUCUGUGUCAAUGCAACCCGCUAAAGUGGGCAGUUAAUUCAAAAUCAAUACAUUAAUUUCUUAAGGCUUUGAAAGAGUAAAUAUGAUGAAUUUAAAUCUUUUCCAACUUGUGUAAAUUAUGAAACAGAUUAUAUGCCGUGCUGAAAGCCGCGGUAGAAGGUAAGUUGUAUUAACUGAUUAUUAUAAAAUUCUGACUUUCAAAAACAGAUCUAACGUCAAAGUUAAAACAUUUUGGCGCACCGUGACUGGGACAUACAGUACCUGUGCUAACUCAUGGAAUGUCAUGAAUUAACACAGGUAAACGACUUUAACGCAGAAUCGGUAAACACUACGGCUCCCAAAGUCUGAUAGCGGAAAAUAAAAGAUGUGUCCAAGAAAUAAAGCAAAGUUUGGUUAAGAAAAUAUUAUUUACUGAGAUAAAAUAAAUAAUUUUCGACAGAAGUCACAUUUUCGAGAAACGCUUAUAUUACAACCAAGUUAAUAAAGGUUACGUGUCAAAUGCAAUGUCACUUUGGCUCUCCAGAACCGCUUAUCCUACGCGUUGUCUCUUAUUGCCUUGCAACAGGUACGACACCUCUGGAUGAGGCCUUUGUUUGGGGUGAUCCUCGAGUGAUUGCCAUUCUUAUGGCAAAAUCUGCGGAACUGAAAGCCGAGGAAACAAAGAAGUCUGCACGCCGCCCCGCUGUAUGUAAUUUGGCCAAUUCUAGCAACCUCUGCUUCUAGAGGACUGCCCACCUUUCCUCCUUGUACUGAAAGUCAACACUUUUGUCCACAAAUAGGUUUUCAACCUAUCAAGAUUAUAGUCUCAAAGGACACUGACUAGGUAGAUGGCAAAUUGAGACUUGUAUCGUCAAAUAAAUUUCCAACUGCAGAUGCGGCAAAAACAGGGGAUUCAGAAGAUUUUGAGAAACAAAGUUGUCCUAGAAGUUUUAAUUUUCAGGCAUGUGUUUGUCCAUUUUGGACGGGCAGAGCGUAUUUAUCAAUCAAAUUCAUUUUGAACCAGUGUAGCCAAAUCAAUGUCAUAAAGUAAAUUUCUUUAUAACUGAUAUUUGGGCGUCUGAGUCUACACCGGUACACUGUUAGCCGAAGAACGUGAGAACGCUUCGAUCCCUUUGAAAAGAGGACUAACGACUGUCCCGAAAUCCUCGCAUUAAUUGAAAUACCAAAUAAUAUACGCUCUUCUACAGUACUUUCCAGGUGCAGUUAAAUUGAUCUACAUUGUAAGAUCGCAGCUAAACAUAGAACCUUAGGUUUUACGGUCCCACUUAAUAGUCCACGCGCGGAUAAUCUAAAUGACCAAAUAUCUCGCUGAGGCAGUUGAGAGAGAUCCUGUUUAAAGAUCCUAAUAAUGUUUAGUAUUCCGCCACUUUCAGAUCCUCGUAGAACUUCACGGAUGUUAAUUAUAUAAAUUACACUCCGUCUGUAUUCUAUUAGUCUCGACAAAUGCUCCAGUUGUGAGUCAGCCCUGGUGCAAUUACUUGUGUGAAAGCUCAACAAGGGAGAUCAAAAUAACCGUUUGGUGUUCACUUGGGUUGUCAGCCAGCAAUGCGCUAGGCCAAAUAGGCCCAGGGAACUCCUAGGUUAGACUGAUUUGCUGGAUCGGUUAUGAGCUACAACACAUUUUCGACUGUUGCAAAUCAAAUAGGAUUGUUUAAAACUGAAGUAUUUUAUCUGGAAGGAGAUUAUCCUACACGGAAACCGCUUCCUCUCUUUAUUAACAGACCUGCUUUAAAAGUUCCAAAAAUUCUUUAUGCUUAUAUAACACGUCAUUAUACUCCCCGAUAGAAAAAGCUGAGCCGACCGUUCCCGGAAAAUGCAUUCGUAAUUUCUAUCCACUUCGACUGGACAGAGGUUUUAGUUAAUUGCGGGGUAGGAUGCCCACUUCGGCCAUUUCAGUGACCUCUACGUAAACAUAGAAUUAGAGAGUGACGUAUAUGCGAAUUUCCCUGAUCUGGCCCUGUAAAAUGAGGGCAUGCAUUCGUUUCUCUGGAACUUCCGGCGUUGACAUUAAACACGGCUUACUUGCAAUAGCUGAAAUGGGUAAACUCCGUUCCAGUCAUUCUUGCAUUAGUAUUUUCAGGCAAAAUCCACUCGGCAACGACUAUCUGCUCGCCUUUUGAUUUCUGGGGUCCAAAUGAUUAGAAGACCCUCAGGCGCUGUGUUUACUGUUUCUCUGUCGCCAGUUUGAUGGACUUAUUCAAAAAAUAUAUUAUCGAUUAUUUUUUAUCUUUUUUUUGAUAGACCAAAAAAGGCAAAAAGGGAAAAGGCGAAAAAAAGCAGAACACCAUACAGUUCAGUGUUGUAGGUCCAGAUGAUAUGCCGAAACUGUUUGAGAAAUCAACUUCGAGCAAAACCAAGGAGUUGUCCCAAAUAAUAACUCGUCACAUAAAUCUAUCGGAACUGGAGACCGAUAUGAUGACCUUUCCAGAACUUAGCCUUGAGGAGCGGCUGCGGAAACGAGAGGACGACCGAGAUCGCUUUGAGUGGGAUUCAAGUCUGCCUGCCAUUGACAAACCCUAUUUCAACAGAAAUAUUUCUCGGAUUAUGAGCGAGAUGGAUCCUCAACUGACUAAUACUACCAAUUAG
This is a messenger RNA of Spirometra erinaceieuropaei, 26793 nucleotides long. The record is from the annotation of a GenBank genome assembly. Lineage: Eukaryota; Metazoa; Platyhelminthes; Cestoda; Diphyllobothriidea; Diphyllobothriidae.